CUAAAACUAGAGGCCUAAAAUCGCCAGCCAUCUUCACUUGUAACUUGUAAAUGAGCCCUGUACUGCAUCUUCUAAAAGGAGCGAACCAGUAUAAAACCGCUUUACCUUAUCCUAUCCUACCUCCGCCAUCUCCUAAAUCCUAAUUUCAUUUCCUCAUCGGCAAAUCUCUCCCACCAAAUACCAAUCCCACAUACACCUCUUACUAUCGCAUUUACUCAACCUACUUCACUCUCUUCUUAACUAUUCUCUCAAGUAUCGCUUUCCUCCAUUUGAAAUCUAUCAUAUUCUCAUUCUCUUCAUUGAAUUUUGGUUUCUUGAUUGCUGAAAGUUGCUGAGAUUGAAUUAUACUCAUUUUAGGGAUGUGGGUGAUGGAUUUUAUGAAUGUUUAACGAAUUUAAUCCGAAUUUUGGUCAUUGUGUGAACUUGAUUGGUUUUUAACAUGGCUCCGAAAGCUGCCAAAGGAAAACCUCAUAAGGCUAAGGGCGAGAAGAAGAAGAAGGAAGAGAAAGUAUUACCAACGGUUAUAGAAAUAGGUAUAGAGACGCCGGAAGAAUCCCAAGUGACGCUAAAGGGAAUAUCUACGGACAAGAUCUUAGAUGUUAGGAAGCUUUUAGCGGUCCACGUGGAGGCAUGCCACUUGACCAGUUACUCCUUGUCACAUGAGGUGCGUGGACCCAGGCUAAAAGAUACUGUUGAAACAGCCUCUCUAAAACCAUGUCACUUAACAGUCGUUGAAGAGGAUUACACCGAAGAUCUCGCCAUCGCACACAUCAGACGAUUGCUGGAUAUCGUCGCCUGCACCACCGCUUUCGGUGGUUCGUCUACUCCGAAGAAUGCCGCCUCCACCUCCAGUCGAGCGACAACUAACAGACCAGAUUCCAGUGAUGGAGAGAUUAGUCAGGAUAAGAAGUCGAGUAGUGGGGCCAAAUCGCCGGAGACGGAAGUUUCCAUCAGUUCCGAUCAGUCUGACAAGGGUGACCGUGACCCCAUGGCGGAGAUUUACCCGCCGCCGAGGCUUGGGCAGUUCUACGACUUCUUCUCGUUCUCUCAUCUCACACCACCCAUCCAAUACAUUAGGAGAUCUACUAGACCCUUCCUUGAAGAUAAAACAAACGAUGAUUUCUUCCAAAUUGAUGUAAGAAUUUCUAGUGGAAAACCAAUGACAAUUGUUGCUUCUAAGAAAGGGUUCUAUCCAGCUGGAAAACGUAUUCUUUUAACUCAUUCUUUAGUUGGUCUACUGCAGCAAAUAAGCCGAAUCUUUAAUGGUGCAUACAAAGCUCUCAUGAAAGCAUUCAUUGACCACAACAAAUUUGGAAAUCUCCCAUAUGGUUUUAGAGCAAACACAUGGAUUGUUCCUCCAAUUGUUGCUGAUAAUCCCUCACUUUUUCCACCACUUCCUGUAGAAGAUGAAAAUUGGGGAGGGAAUGGUGGUGGACAAGGGCGAGAUGGUAAAUAUGACGAUAGACAAUGGGCAAAAGAGUUUUCAAUUCUAGCAGCAAUGCCUUGUAAAACUCAAGAAGAAAGACAAGUUAGAGAUAGGAAAGCUUUUCUACUUCACUCCCUAUUUGUCGACAUUUCAGUGUUAAAAGCAGUUUCUGCCAUUAAAAAUCUUGCUGAAAGUAGCAAUUUUUCCUCAAAAAGUUCUACCAAAUCAGUUUUACAUGAGGAGAAAGUUGGAGAUUUGGUUAUUAGGGUUACAAAAGAUCUCUCAGAUGCAAACACAAAGCUGGAUUCUAAAAGAAACUUGCUUAAAGGCAUAACAGCAGAUGAGAGCACUACAGUUCAUGAUACUUCUACUCUAGGCAUAGUGGUUGUUAGACACUGUGGAUAUACAGCUGUUGUUAAAGUUGAAGCUGAAGAAAAUUUUGAUGAAAAAUCGAUUCCUCAAGACAUUGAAAUUGAGGAUCAACCUGAAGGAGGUGCUAAUGCUUUGAAUGUCAAUAGUUUGAGAAUGCUAUUACACAAGUCAUCAUCUACACCAAUACAAAGAGUUCAGGGUGCAGAUGUUGAAGAUUUGCAAUCUGCAAAGCUUUUGGUGAGGAAAGUAAUGGAGGAAAGUCUGCAGAAAAUGCAGGAAGAAGAAGAAGAUUCUAGAAACUUAAAAUCUAUCAGAUGGGAACUUGGAGCAUGCUGGAUGCAACAUUUACAAAACCAAGCUUCUGGAAAAUCAGAAUCUAAAGCUAAAGUAGAACCAAAAUCAGCUGUUAAGGGUUUAGGAAAGGGAUUACUGAAGGAAAUUAAGAAAAAAUCUGAUGAUAAAAGCAACAAAAUUGAACAGGAAAUUACAACAAACAAUAAAUCAGAUGAUAUUGAAGAGAUGAAAAAGGUGGAUGAAGAAGAAAAGGAAAUAAUGUGGAGAAAACUGCUUACUGAAGAAGCCUAUUUGCGCCUUAAAGAAUCAGAUACUGGUCUCCACCUUAAGUCACCUGAUGAGUUAAUUCAAAUGGCACAUAAGUACUAUGAAGAUACUGCUCUCCCAAAGUUGGUGGCUGAUUUUGGUUCACUUGAACUUUCACCUGUUGAUGGAAGAACUCUUACUGAUUUUAUGCACACAAGGGGUUUGCGAAUGUGCUCCUUAGGGCGAGUGGUUGAGCUUGCAGACAAGCUUCCUCAUGUUCAAUCACUCUGUAUCCAUGAAAUGGAAAUAACAAUGACUUCAAAUGGAAGUGGAUUGAAUGCUUUUUAUCAAAGAGAUUUUCAUUUCAAUGGAAAACCGAAUAUCACACUGAAAAUCUUCGUAAGUUUUCCCUUCUUCGAGGCCUUUCACACAAGGUUGGUCUUGAGCUUGUUCCUAGAGACUAUGAUAUGGAUUCUGAAUCUCCUUUCAUGAAAACAGAUAUAAUUAGCAUGGUUCCUAUAUAUAAGCAUGUUGCAUGUUCAUCUGCUGAUGGACGUACACUUUUGGAGUCAUCUAAAACAUCUUUGGAUAAAGGAAAACUGGAGGAUGCUGUUAACUAUGGAACUAAGGCACUUGCAAAAUUUGUAUAUGUCUGUGGUCCUUACCAUCGAAUGACUGCAGGAGCAUAUAGUCUUUUGGCUGUAGUGCUCUAUCACACUGGAGACUUUAAUCAGGCUACUAUCUAUCAGCAAAAAGCUUUGGAUAUUAAUGAGAGGGAGCUUGGACUUGAUCAUCCAGAUACAAUGAAAAGUUAUGGUGAUUUAGCUGUUUUCUACUAUAGACUCCAACACACAGAGCUAGCUCUAAAGUAUGUGAAUCGUGCAUUGUAUCUUUUACAUAUAACAUGUGGACCUUCUCAUCCGAAUACUGCUGCUACUUAUAUCAAUGUUGCAAUGAUGGAAGAAGGUUUAGGAAAUGUCCAUGUUGCCCUUAGAUACCUUCAUGAAGCUCUCAAGUGUAAUCAAAGGCUUCUUGGAGCUGAUCACAUUCAAACUGCUGCUAGCUAUCAUGCUAUAGCAAUUGCUCUCUCUUUAAUGGAAGCAUACUCCUUGAGUGUUCAGCAUGAACAGACUACUCUGCAGAUUCUUCAAUCUAAACUUGGACUUGAAGAUCUUCGUACUCAGGAUGCAGCUGCAUGGCUUGAAUACUUUGAAUCCAAGGCUCUUGAACAACAAGAAGCUGCACGCCAUGGUACCCCAAAACCUGAUGCAUCUAUAUCUAGCAAAGGCCAUUUGAGUGUAUCCGAUUUACUCGAUUAUAUAGCCCCAGAUGCAGAUAUGAAAGCCCAAAAGAAACAAACUCGUGCAAAACUGCUUAAAGUAAAGCCAGAACAAAAUGAGGAAUCCAUGGUGAAUGAGGUUCCAUUAACAGAAGAAGUAUCAUCACCAAAACCUCCUGUUCCACAUAAAGAGAUCAAAUCUGAACAACAGGAUGCAAAACCAGAUUUGAUUGAAAAGGAACAACAAAUGAUUGAUGAUAUUAUAGAAGUGGAAAACUCAGAUGAAGGAUGGCAAGAAGCUAUUUCUAAAGCAGCUCGUAAAUCUUCAACUUUUAAAAAACCAAAUCUUGCAAAACUAAACACAAAGUAUCGGUCAAAACCCGCUAAUUUCACAUCCCCGAGAACCACCACUGUUGAAUCCGGUACUUCCGCCGGACCUCCACCUACUGCCGCCAAGAAGUUCGUUAAAAGCGCAAGCUUCAGCCCAAAAUCAACUCCUUUAAGUCCGGCUAUACGUUCCAUCAGUGUCAAAGAAGCCGGAAAACUCUUCUCGUAUAAAGAAGUCGCCUUAGCUCCACCUGGCACCAUCGUCAAGGCGGUAACGGUGGCGGAGAAGUCGCCGGAGCAACCUUCUCCGGCGACCAAAACCGAAAACAUCGAAAAACCCGAGAAAGAAGUUGUUCCAUCUUCAGAACAGGAAAAGGAAAAGGAAAAAACGAUUGAUGAAAAGAAGGAAGAAACUGAAGCUAUUCCGGAAUCUGAUUCCGAUUCCGGGAAACCAGAGAAUGAAGGUUUGGAAGCUUUGGAAUUGGAAAAAGAUGAAAAAACACGAAAUGAUGGAAAAGAGAUGACAAAGAAGUUAUCAGCAGCUGCACCUCCGUUUAGUCCAUCUUCAAAAGAUCAAGGAGGAAUAUUACCGCCACCUGUCAUCAUCCCCACUAUGCUGACGGUCAACCCGACACGUAGAUCGCCACAUCAGUCAGCAACUGCACGGGUCCCAUACGGUCCACGCCUUUCCCGGGUCCCACGGACUAAACCCGCAUUCCAUGACCCGCGAAUCAUGAACCCGCAUGCAGCUGAGUUCAUACCGAGUCAACCGUGGGUCCCGCAUGGUUACCUGGUUUCACCUGAAGGCUACCCGAUCGCGAUAAACGGUUUCGGUUUCCCUGCAGGUUAUCCUGUGUCCCCGGUUGACUCGGUGGAAUCUCCAUCUGUAAUUACUCAUGGUGGUGAGGAAAAUAACAAGUCGGUCCCGGUUGACUCGGUUGGCGGAACUCAAUCUGAAAUUGUUACUGAGUCACCAGAAACGGAUGAAACGGUGUGAAGCUCGUUAUUUUUCCUGAGUGAAAUGGUUUAUGUAGCUCAGAGGCAUUGGUUUGAGAAAAACUAAUGCUAUUAGUAUUCUUCUCAUUGGGUCCGGGGCAUGUAAAAAGACGAUUUUACCCCUUCACAUGCACUCGCGGAGAAUGUUGAUGAAGAGAAGUUGUCUGAGUAUUUGUUUUAGUAGAUUGAGUGAAGUUGCAUUUUCUCAAAUUGGUGAGUGGUGUAACUUUUUUCUUUCAGGCAUUUCUUUGACUUUCUUGUGAAGAAACUUAACUGGGUUAAUUGAUAUAUGGUUUAUAGUUUAUUGAUUAUGUUUUAUCAUCGUUAAAGUGGAC
This is a messenger RNA of Lactuca saligna, 5275 nucleotides long. NCBI's taxonomy places the organism in Eukaryota, Viridiplantae, Streptophyta, Magnoliopsida, Asterales, Asteraceae. The record is from the annotation of a GenBank genome assembly.